AUGGUAUGGGGAUUAUCAUGGCUUUGGGGCAGUGGUUCUACAAAAAAGGAUACUAAAACAGAAGAUACCCAACCAGCACAUAACAAAUCCAUAAAUAAUAUUCAUGAAACAAUUUCAACACUAGAAAAAAGAGAACAAUUAUUAGAAAAGAAAUGUGCAGAUGAAGAUUCCAAAGCAAGAGCCUUUUUACAAGAAGGAAACCGAACCGCAGCUGCUCAAUGUGUGAAAAAGAAGAAGCAAUAUCAAACUCAAUUACAACGAAUUCAAGGCCAAAAACAAAAUCUUGAGCAAACAUUGCUUGCAUUGGAGGAAGCAGUCAUUAAUGCUGAGACACUCAAGACUCAAAAAGAAACCUCUGAUGCCAUUAAGAAGGUAUAUAAAGGAAUGACUGCUGAGGAUAUUGAGAAUGUCAUGGAUGAUGUCAGAGAAACUUUGGAAGAUGCAAAUCAAAUAUCUGAAGCACUUGGUCAAAAUAUUGGCCCUGUCAUGGAUGAAGGAGAAUUAUUGGACGAAUUGGAACAAAUGGAGGAUGCCAUUCAUAAAGAGGAAAUGAAAGCUCUUCAAUUACCUCAAGAAAACCUAUCGACGACUGGUGGAAAGAAGGUUGUUAAAAAACCUGUAACAACCACAAAUAAGGAAGAUGAAGAGCUGGAAAAAGAGCUCGCUGCUCUUAUGGAAUAA
Naegleria fowleri is the source of this 681-nucleotide messenger RNA. RefSeq lists its product as uncharacterized. Gene Ontology annotation, biological process: late endosome to vacuole transport via multivesicular body sorting pathway; vesicle budding from membrane. The record is from RefSeq and is a predicted model, not a curated record. Gene Ontology annotation, cellular component: cytoplasmic side of plasma membrane; ESCRT III complex; multivesicular body. Bases 1 to 681 code for a protein of 226 amino acids. The transcript is spliced from 3 exons. Lineage: Eukaryota; Heterolobosea; Eutetramitea; Acrasida; Naegleriidae.